UAUUAUUACACGGAAGCCGCAAGCACGGCUAGCCAUUGCCGCACUAGCCGUCCCAUUGCUUCCUCCCCGCCGCACAGAGCAAUGGAGAGGCAGAGGAGCUCCUCCUCCUCCUCCCCGUAUCAGUUUCUUAGUCCCAAGAGCCUCCUCCUACUGUCCUUCGCCUCCUCCUCCCUCCUCUUCUCCUUCCUCUUCGCGCUCUUCGCCAUCCGCCACGGCCGCCCCCUCAACCUCCCAUUCACCACGCCCAACACCUCAUACUCAUUCGCCAUGCCCAACACCUCAUCCUCGUUCGCCAUGCCCAACACCUCCACCGCGGCCCUUGCACCGUUGCCGCCUCCUGGGAACGGUGGGGGUUCCAUGGGCGGCGCGGUGGCGCUGGCAGCAGAGGCCGGUUAUGCGGUCCGUGGGCACGGGAGUGGAGAUUCAGUGGCGGAUGGAGCCCGCCGCGCGGUUACCGGAGACCUGUCCGCUCGGGGCGUGGGCCCGCCAAUGGAGGUGGAAGGAGCGGUUACUGGAGGAGGAAAUGGUGGAGCACCGGCGACUGGUAAGGUUUUGGAGGCGCAAGAGGUUGCAGGAGCUGGGAAUAACUCUACUGGAACCUCGGAUUUGGCUAUGCAUGCUAAAGAAAAAGAAGUAACCGGUGUGGGAGGAGAUGCCGACAAGUUGGGGAAAUUUCCUGUUCGGAAGGAAAACUUGGCCGAGGGUAGCAGGCAACACGUUGGUUGGGAAACAAAGACGCAGCUAAAUGCUGGCAGUGCUUCUUCGUCACAGGAAGUAGAUGCGUCAAUGGUGAGACCGGAGGGAGCAGAGUCUUUGACAGCCGUCAAUUUGUCCAUGGAUGAUGAAGCUGCAAUGCAGGUGAGAGGUGAAUCCGUCGUGCAAGACGAUGUUGUGGUUGUGGGGGAUAAGCGCUAUUCCUCUGUACAAGCAGCAGCUUAUGCUUCUGAGCAAGUGGAGCAGCUGGAAAGCUCGCAUCUUUCAGCGGGGAACAAUAGUUCCUUGGCAGCUCCAGCUCCAGCCAAUCAAAAUAAGCAAGAUCCUAAUCUGAUUGAGGAAGAAGCGGUCACGAGCAAAAUGGAUUCUACACGAAGCGAUACCAAACGUUGUGAUGUUUAUGAUGGAAGUUGGGUGUUUGAUGACGAGACCUAUCCACUCUACACGAGUGACUCAUGCCCUUUUAUAGACGAAGGAUUCAGCUGUGGAGCAAAUGGGAGAACGGAUCAAAGAUACAUGAAGUGGAGGUGGCGACCUAACCAUUGCAAUAUACCAAGGUUUGAUGCUAGGAAAAUGCUUGAGACGCUGCGAGGAAAGCGACUGGUGUUUGUCGGGGACUCCAUCAACAGGAACCAGUGGGAGUCCAUGAUGUGCUUGCUGAGAACGGCUGUCCCAGAUCCUGGAAGGAUUCAUGAAACCCGUGGCCGCAGGAUCACUAAAGAGAAGGGUGACUACAACUUCAAGUUCUUGGACUACAACUGUAGUGUGGAGUAUCAUGUGACGCACUUCUUGGUGCACGAAAGCAAGGCGAGAAUUGGGCAGAAGCGCAUGAAGACGCUACGGAUCGAUACCAUCCAUCGGAGCUCAUCGAGAUGGAAAGGUGCUGACGUGCUUGUGUUCAACACUGCCCAUUGGUGGUCACAUCACAAAACACAGUCUGGAGUGAACUAUUAUCAAGAGGGAGAUCAUGUCCAUCCCCAUCUCGAUGCCUCUACCGCUUUCCAAAGAGCACUAACCACCUGGGCAUCCUGGGUCGACAGUCACAUCAAUCCACAGCUAACUCGAGUGUUCUUCCGAAGCUCAUCCCCGUCACAUUUCAGUGGUGGGGAGUGGAAUUCAGGGGGACACUGCAGGGAGAGCAUGCUGCCCCUCAAUGACACCCGUGCUAGGCCGGUGCCUGAGAGAAACUUGAUCUUGGAACAGGUCACGAAGCAAAUGAAGACUCCUGUGACAGUUCUGAACGUUACUAAUCUGUCUGGGGUCAGGAUAGAUGGUCACCCAUCUGUAUAUGGCCGGAAGACGGUAGGUUUAACCGCGUCGAGCGUCCAGCAGGACUGCAGCCACUGGUGCCUUCCUGGAGUCCCAGAUACAUGGAAUGAACUGUUAUUCUACCAUCUACUGUCGCCGCAAGAAAAGGAUGUAACAAGUUAGCGACUGAAUUAUUUGCCCGCUCUUUUUUUUUGUUGGGUCGGGAUAUUUAUUAGUCUUGCCUUGUAAAUGUUAAUUUAGUUUGAAAAGAGGGCGCAAGUGCACAAUCAGCCAAUCACGUUUGUCUCGGAAGUCUGCAGCCAAUAAUGUGACAUGCAAAUACCCUACUAUCAGGCUCUCUAGUAACACUACUAAUGAAUCAUCAAAUACUUUCAGGAAUAAAGUGUACAUUUGAGUGUUUGACAAA
This is a messenger RNA of Zea mays, 2389 nucleotides long. RefSeq names its product protein trichome birefringence-like 6. The transcript is spliced from 5 exons. NCBI's taxonomy places the organism in Eukaryota, Viridiplantae, Streptophyta, Magnoliopsida, Poales, Poaceae. The coding region runs from base 82 to 2145 and encodes 687 amino acids. Gene Ontology annotation, molecular function: O-acetyltransferase activity. The record is from RefSeq and is a predicted model, not a curated record. Gene Ontology annotation, cellular component: Golgi apparatus.